Molecule: messenger RNA, 1473 nt
Organism: Cylicocyclus nassatus
Lineage: Eukaryota; Metazoa; Nematoda; Chromadorea; Rhabditida; Strongylidae
Source: the annotation of a GenBank genome assembly
AGCUACAAACGAAAAUGUCAGCUUGGAAUGCGGGUGUUAUGAUCACGUCCCAGGUGUUAUUUUUUGUCUGCGGGUGGUUGUUCUUCAUGAAGCAGUUAUUCAAAAAUUAUGAAGUGCAUAAUAGGGUUGUUCAGCUGGUAUUCUCUAUCACAUUUGCUUUAUCUUGCUCCAUGUUUGAACUCAUUAUCUUCGAGAUUAUGGAUGUGAUGGAUUCAGGAUCACGUUUCGUUACAUGGAGGUUGUGUUUAUCAGCCAUGUUGAUAACUUUGAUUGUAGCACUUCCGUUGUAUGUUGCGUACACACUUCUGAAAAGUGUCUCGUUCAUCAAAUCUCGUUUUCUUACGCCGCUUACCGUAGUUUCAUGGUUUGUAUUCAUCUACUUUUUUUGGAAACUUGGUGAUCCAUUUCCAAUUCUCAGUGCUAAACACGGUAUUUUCACCAUAGAACAGGCAAUUUCACGGAUAGGUGUUAUCGGUGUCACUGUAAUGGCGGUACUUUCUGGAUUUGGUGCUGUGAAUGCGCCCUACGUGUACAUGACCGUGUUUAUGAGGAAGGUCGAUCAACAUGCAAUCACUCAGAUGGAGAGAAAGCUAAUGCAGACUAUGGAAAUGAUAGUCAUUAAAAAGCGCAAAGUAGCGCAGUAUGAAAGAGAGCUGGCACUCAGCGCCUUCUCAAGAGGAAAAGAUGAAAACACCGGGCUUCUCCAUCGCAUUUGGGGCACUGUUGCAAGUGCAGCUGGUGGAGGGACGUUGAGUGAGCAGAUAAGGCAGCUGAAUUCGGAAAUCAUCCCGCUGAAUGAAUUAAGUCGGUAUCUUUUCCUUGAAGUUGUGGAAUUGCGCAACAUGAAGGAACGCAUGGAUUACAGCAAAACAUGGAUGGGGAAGUAUUUCAAUGUUCUUGGACAUUUCUUUUCUGUAUACUGCAUUUGGAAGAUAUUCAUUUGCACUGUUAAUAUUGUCUUUGAUCGGGUUGGAAAGGUUGAUCCUGUAACGAAGGGCAUUGAGAUUAUCGUGAAUUGGAUGGGAAUAGAUUUGGAUGUGCGAUUUUGGUCGCAGCAUAUUUCUUUCUUUCUUGUUGGUGUCAUAGCGGUGACUUCAAUCAGAGGGCUACUAAUAACGUUGACAAAGUUCUUUCUGGCUAUCUCUAGCUCGAAAUCAUCUAACAUCAUCGUCUUGUUGUUAGCGCAGAUCAUGGGUAUGUAUUUUGUCUCAAGUGUGCUGCUCAUGCGAAUGAAUGUUCCACAUCAGUAUAGGAAAAUCAUCACAGAAGUCCUCGGCGACUUGCAGUUCAACUUUUAUCAUCGAUGGUUUGACGUGAUUUUCUUGAUAUCUGCUUUAUCUAGCAUAGUUUUUCUGUAUUUAGCUCAUAAACAGGUCCCUGUUCACUGAUGUCCCUUUUGUUUUGUUCGUUCAGUAAUUGUUGCAUAUAAUAUGUCUGUGAUAUGGGUUCCUUUGUUCAUAAAGAGUUUAUUAU